UAUCAUUUCCGAUUUUCCUUCACUUUCUCUCAUUUUCCUCUCCCUUUUUUCACUUAGGAUAAACGAAAAAUGCAGCAAUACAGAACCCUACAGAUCUUACAAAAAUCCCCAAAUUCACGAGUUUUUCAUUUAUAUCUCAACCGUCCACAUCAUCGCAAUGCCCUAUCACGUGACUUCUUCACCGAAUUCUCCGCUGCCCUCUCAUCUCUGGACCAGAAUACAGACGCCGCCGUCAUCGUACUCUCCGGUACCGGCGAUCACUUCUGCUCCGGCAUCGACUUCAAAGCACUAAAUUCCAUCACCGACCAUCCCCCAUCCUUCGAUAGAGCCCGUGCCAACGAGAAGCUCCGACGAGAGAUAAAGGUUUUACAGGAUGCGAUCACUGCGAUCGAGAGGUGUAGGAAACCCGUAAUAGCUUGUGUCCAUGGGGGUUGUAUUGGCGGGGGUGUUGAUAUUGUGACUGCCUGUGACAUCAGGUAUUGUACUCAAGAUGCAUUCUUUUCAGUUAAGGAGGUGGAUUUGGGGAUCACGGCGGAUCUCGGGACACUCCAGAGGCUGCCUGGUAUAGUCGGUUAUGGUAACGCGAUGGAAUUGGCUUUAACGGGUCGGAGAUUCUCGGGUCAAGAGGCCAAGGAGUUGGGUCUGGUUUCACGGGUUUUUGCAUCUAAAGAGUCAUUGGAUGAAGGUGCAAGGCUUGUAGCUGAAGAGAUUGCAGCAAAGUCUCCUCUGGCUGUCACUGGGACAAAAGCAGUCUUACUAAGAAGCAGAGACAUGAAUUUAGAACAAGGAUUAGAUUAUAUUGCAACUUGGAAUUCUGCAAUGCUUGUAUCUGAUGAUUUAACUGAGGCCAUUAAAGCACAAAUCCAGAAAAGAAACCCUACCUUUUCCAAGCUUUAAUAUUUGCCUUGUAUGGUGGCUUCAUCUCAUUUGCUCAGAUUAUAGAAUAAGUGUUUUCUUGACACGUAUAAAUGUACUAGAAGCUGUCUUUUAGUCUCAAAACUACUCUGUCUGCAAUUAGAAUUAAUAUGUACCAACUGUAUUUAUAUCUAUAUAUGAACGUGAGACUCCUAUCAUGUUCUAGUGCAUUCUGCAACAGUCUUUCUUUUUCUUUU
This is a messenger RNA of Jatropha curcas, 1112 nucleotides long. RefSeq names its product delta(3,5),delta(2,4)-dienoyl-CoA isomerase 1 (gene DCI1). The record is from RefSeq and is a predicted model, not a curated record. Lineage: Eukaryota; Viridiplantae; Streptophyta; Magnoliopsida; Malpighiales; Euphorbiaceae. Gene Ontology annotation, cellular component: peroxisome. Gene Ontology annotation, molecular function: delta(3,5)-delta(2,4)-dienoyl-CoA isomerase activity.